AUGGCCUCGAGCCUUUCCGAAACAGAUGCUGCCCAGCAGGACGCAGCUUGGGCAGAGAGUACUGGUGAUGAGACGGCUGGGGAGGAACAGAUCCGGCCUUCUGAUAGGCCGCUUAGCGACAGACAAGAUCAAGAUCCUGAUGAUUCUGCUGCUGCAGACACUGAUGUCUCUGGUGACUUUCCUUCUCAUACCGCUGGUGCAGAUGGCUCAUCUGAAUACGAUCCCGGGGCGGUGGUGGUGCCGGCUGUAGAGGCCGUCUUCGAUGCUGAGCCCGAGGCUGUCGCCACUGGCGACGAGUCAGCAGAGCCUGAACGCGUGCCUGUUCCCGCGGCGAAGAAGCCCAAGGCCGUUGGAGGCUUCUUGGUGGGAGACUCGGACUCGGAAGACGACGAAGACACUCCUGCCGCUGCCGCUAACGGCCAGUACGGUCUUGCAUACCCUCUUCCUCAGGGCGACGGCCAGUCAUCCCUUAAUGCCCCUGCCUCUGUGCCGGAUGCCGAUGGCAAUGAUUCAUAUGACCCUUCUCUGUCCACGCAAACAACGAUGGCUGGCGUGCUGACGGUACCGAUACCAGCACCUGCACCUGCAUCUGCACCUGCACCGCAGCCGGCUGCUUUCCCCUCCUCCGCUGCUGUUCUUGAUGCUGGCGGCCGUCUGGAGGCGCGUAUCGCUGACGAUCCGCGGGGAUCUGUGGACUCGUGGCUUGCCCUGAUUAGCGAAUAUCGCCAAAACAACAGAUUCGAAGAUGCCCGAUCUGCAUUCAGGCGCUUUUUGGACGUCUUUCCCCAGGCUGCCGAAGUAUGGAUCGACAACAUCGAAAUGGAGCUAGAGCUGGACAACUUUGCUGCGGCCGAGGACCUCUUCGCCAGAUCGCUCACCAAGGUGCUCAACGUCCCGCUCUGGGUGGUGUACCUCGACUACGUUCGCCGACGCAACAACCUGCUAGGUGACAACGCCGAAGAGGCGCGGAAGGUCGUCAGCCGGGCAUACGAAUUCGUUCUCGACAAUGUCGGUCUCGACAAGGACGCCGGGAGGGUCUGGCAGGAUUAUGUGCAGUUCAUCCGCUCGGCUCCGGGCACGAUCGGUGGUGCCGGCUGGCAGGAUCAACAGAAAAUGGACCAGCUGAGGAAGGCCUUUCGACGGGCAACCUGCAUCCCCAUAUCCAACGUCAACCAGCUGUGGAAGGAGUACGACCAAUUCGAGAUGGGCCUCAACAAGAUCACUGGCCGCAAAUUCCUGGCCGAGCGAUCGCCAGCCUACAUGUCGGCCAAGAGCGCCAACACGGCAUUGGAGAACCUGACACGCGGCCUCAGUCGCACCACGAUUCCCCGGCUGCCACCGCUCGCAGGGUUUGACGGAUAUCCGGAGUACAUGGCGCAGGUGGAGCUGUGGAAGCGGUGGAUUGCGUGGGAGAGAUCGGACCCUCUCGACCUCGGCCCUGACGAACCGGACGUUCUGAAGGCGCGCAUUCUUUACUGCUACAAGCAGGCUCUCAUGCCGUUGCGGUUCUGGCCGGAGCUGUGGGUUGAGGCGGCCGAGUGGUGCUUCGCCAACGAUGUGAAGGAGUCUGGAAAUGACAAGGGCAUCGAUUUUCUUGUCGAUGGCAUCGCGGCCAAUCCCGAGAGCAUCCUGCUGGCCUUGAAGCACGCCGACCGCAUCGAAUCGACGUAUCCUGUGGAGGAGGGUGACGAAGCCAAGAUUGCCCGCGGCCUGGCCGUGCGAGUGCCCUACGACAAGAUUAUACAGACGCUGCGCGACCUACACAAAUCUCUGCAGGAUCGGGAAAAGGCUGAGAUUGCACGGUUAGAGGAGGCCAUGGCUCCCGCCGGCACACAGAACACACAGAACGAUGACGACUAUGGGAACGACGAGGACGACGAACAACAGGGGGGGAAUGGGCACGCUGGUGACGAAGAGCGGGAAAGGAAGAUCGCGUUCACCCGGCAGGCCUUUGCAGCACAGAUGGACCUAGUGUCGAAAUGUCUAACGCACGUCUGGAUUGCCCUCGCGCGCGCGAUGCGGCGGAUACAAGGCAAAGGCAGCCCACAGGGCCCGCUUGGGGGUAUGCGCCAGGUGUUCUAUGAGGCUCGCAAAGGAGGACGUCUCAAGAGUGACAUUUACGUUGCCAUUGCCAAGAUGGAGUGGAAGUGCUACAACGACAAAGCGGGCGGCAAGAUUCUGGAACGUGGGUCGAAGUUGUUCCCCGAGGAUGCAUACUUUAUGAUAGAGUACAUCAAGUACUUGAUCGCUCAUGGCGACAACACAAACUCGCGAGUCGUGUUCGAAACGUGUGUCAACCGGCUUGCCCAGAAGCCGGAAACGGUGCACAAGGCCAAGCCGCUAUUGGCUUACAUGCACAAGCGAGAGGCUGAAUACGGCGACCUCUCACGUGUGAUUGAGCUGGAGAAGCGCAUGGCAGAGCUGUAUCCCGACGAUCCGAAGCUGGCCCUGUUCAGCAAGCGUUUCGCGACCGAGAAGUUCGACCCAGCCGGUGCCCGCAUCAUCAUCUCGCCAGCCGCACAGCUGCGUCCACCUCGCGGUAUCAUGCCGUCAGUAGAGAAGCCAGCGUCUCUUCGCAACAGCCCCAUGCCGGGUGGCCUGUCUCUGCGACAGCCUAAUAGCCCACGCAUGAGUCUCAUGGCAGCCUCCACGAACUCGCCGAAGCGGCCGUUCCCGACGGACGACUUCGACGACAGCAACCCGCCCCGGAAGAUGCUCAGGGGCGCCGACCAGCGCGAAUUUGUGCGAGGCGAGUCUCCUCUGAAAGGAGCGGCCGGACGACGUUUGGACCAGCAGCGCCGACUGCACGGCCAGGGUUCCGGAUACGGGGCCAUGUCCUCGGCUGCUGCUCCGCCGGCUCCUCUGCCAACUAUGGUGACCUUUUUGCUGGGACAGCUGCCACCGGCUGCGCUGUACAAUGGCAUACGCUGUGCGCCCAUUGGCCUGGUGCAAUUGCUUCGGGAGACCGAUAUUGACCCCAACACCUGGGAGCCCGGCCGGAAGAACGCCUCGAAGCAGGCAAGACAGCAAUUUGGUCGUCAUGGAGCCGGUCCAGGACACGCUCGUCAGGUGUCUUCUGACUUUGCCCACUACCGCGGCAGCCGGAACUCGCCGGCUCCUUCUGGAGGGUAUCGGCAGCCGUCUCUGCGGCCGGACGAGGCAUAUGAGCCGCCUCCGCCGUCGCUGGGAGCCGUCCCUGCCGUUUAUCCAGGUCAGUACGGAGCGCCGCCACCGCAGCAGUUUGAAGGCGGCCAGCAAUGGCCGGCAGCAGCGCCACCUGCGGGCUACGGCGUUCCGUCGUAUCCGCAGCAGGCGCCGCCACCGGGCCAGUACGGCAACUUUCGGUAUCAAUAG
Messenger RNA from Grosmannia clavigera kw1407, 3354 nucleotides. RefSeq names its product cfia complex component. Bases 1 to 3354 code for a protein of 1117 amino acids. Lineage: Eukaryota; Fungi; Ascomycota; Sordariomycetes; Ophiostomatales; Ophiostomataceae. Gene Ontology annotation, biological process: mRNA 3'-end processing. The record is from RefSeq and is a predicted model, not a curated record. The transcript has 3 exons. Gene Ontology annotation, molecular function: mRNA binding; protein binding. Gene Ontology annotation, cellular component: nucleus.